Molecule: messenger RNA, 1994 nt
Organism: Leucoraja erinaceus (little skate)
Lineage: Eukaryota; Metazoa; Chordata; Chondrichthyes; Rajiformes; Rajidae
Exons: 8
Molecular function (GO): protein binding
Source: RefSeq, a predicted model, not a curated record
CGAGCUCCUACCCGGAGGCCAGUCAUCGCCAUCCCCCGCCCCUCUCCGGCAAAGAUCCUAUAGCAGAGCUCCGCUGUAUGAUCUUUGCUAUCCGGCGCCUCCCACGCCCUCCCCGGCAACCGAGAGCCCAGAGCCGACGGCGAAGAGGCGGCGAGAGCCAUGCAGCUGCGAUCCCGCUCCCGCCCGGAGCCCGGCGACCGGGAGGGAGGGCAUGGCGGGCUGCCAGAGAGGACCACAUACACGGCACAGAUCAGGAAGAGAUCGUCAACCUGCUGCUGAACAAGGGAGUGUCACCCAACAACGAGGAGGACAGUCAGUGCGGUGGCACCACGGUUCUACACGAUGCCCUUGCCAACGGAUUUCUGAGUGUCGCACACGUGCUCGUCGACAAUGGUGCCAGCCUCACAGCUCAGGACAGUGAGGGUCGAACUCCAGCCGACUCCCUCAUCAGCUGGAUGAAGAAUCUGAAGGAGCCAGAUCCCGAGGUAAUGCAUCAGUGUGAAGGCAUGCUGGCACGGCUAAACUCACAUGGCACCAUGGAGUCAGAGCUGACCAUCUGUAUCACGGACGUGCAUUCAUUGGUGCCGAAUGAAGCCAAGCUCUCCUCCCUGGCGUCCAGUCCCUCCUGCCAGCGCCCCAGCCGGACCACCUGCCGGCCUCAACGCCCCUCCGCAUCUGCCGCUGACCGCUCCCGCUCUCGGAGUGGCCAGAGAGACGGGGAGGAGUCGGAGCGAGAGGAUGGAUACCCGUGGCUGAGGUCGGCGGAGUGGACCUGGAGCCCGGAAGCAGUCCUGGAUGAGACUCCGGGACCGAGCGGAGGGGUCUCCCAGGAGGAGCCGGGGCAGGAGAGUUCGUCCCUGACUGUGUUGGGGCACCAGGACCCUGGAGGAACCCUGGAUGGUGAGUGGCUGGAGGUGGAGAGGAAGAAGGAGGCAGGGAGCAGCAAAGAGCUGGAUCGGAGCUGUCUCCCGCGAGAGCAGACCACCCUGGACCCCAGCCCGUCUCGCUCCCCCUCGCCCCCCGCAGAAGCACCCAUGGACGAAGGCAGCAGGAGCCCCACAGAAGCCCAGAUCCAGACCCCCGGGGGGAGCGCUGCGCCCUCAUUGCCCCCAACCCUGCGGGUCAGGGUGUGUGUCCUGGACAAGGUGUUCCUCAUCCCCGUCUCUCACAGCCCCUUUGCCUCCCCCACAGUGUCCUGGCUCGCCACGGAGGCUGCAGGCCGCUCGGCCCUCAUCUGGGGAUACCGGCCCCAGCUCACCCUCACCUCUCACCGUGCCAUCCUCUCCCCCGACGACCUCCUCACCCACACACUCCGUGACAACGAGCAGCCCUGCCCUGCCCCGCACCAGCCCUGCUCCGCACCAGCCCUUCCCCUGCCCCGUACCAGCCCUGCCCCGCACCAGCCCUGCCCUGCCCCGCACCAGCCCUGCCCUGCCCCGCACCAGCCCUGCCCCGCCCCGCACCAACCCUGCCCUGCCUCGCACCAGCCCUGCCCUGCCUCGCACCAGUCCUGCCCCGCCCCGCACCAGCCCUGCUCCGCACCAGCCCUGCCCUGCCCCGCACCAGCCCUGCCCCGCACCAGCCCUGCCCUGCCCCGUACCAGCCCUGCCCCGCACCAGCACUGCCCUGCCCCACACCAGCCCUGCCCUGCCUCGCACCAGUCCUGCCCUGCCCCGCACCAGCCCUGCCCCGCACCAGCCCUGCCCUGCCCUGCCCCGCACCAACCCUGCCCUGCCUCGCACCUGCCCUGCCCCGCACCAGCCCUGCCCCGCACCAGCCCUGCCCUGCCCUGCACCAGCCCUGCCCCGCCCUGCACCAGCCCUGCCCCGCCCCGCACCAACCCUGCCCCUGCCCCGCACCUGCCCCGCACCAACCUUGCCCCGCACCAACCCUGCCCCGCACCAGCCCUGCCCCGCACCAGCCCAGCCCUGCCCUGCCCCGCACCAACCCUGCUCGGCACCAGCCCUCCCUCACCCCAGCUUUGCCUCACCUGA